CAUACGGUGUUCCCAUAGUACAAUGCCAUUGUAGUUUGUGAUGAUCUUUAAGCUGUGAUUCCUCUCGAUCUUGUGAUCAAAAAAUACUUAUUCAUAAACAUGAGGUGCUUACUUCAUGAACCUCCAGCAUCCCUUAUUUUGCCUUUUACAAUGAGAAAUAUGUGGCUAAGUGCACAAGAGCACAAAGUGACACACGGUGGGGCAGCAGGUGAUCUGUGUAAACGUUCCACCAUGGAGCAAUGUUUCACAAUCCUUAUCAGCAGGCAGUGCUUCUGUUAGGUGUCAUCCCAUACAGACCUGCCAGGAGAUGCUUUUAAUAGGUGCUGGGUGACGUCAGCUAAGGAGCAUGCCUGCCUUGUGAUUGCAGAGCUGCAGGUGCCUGUGACUGAGCCACUGCCUGGAUCAGGGGUUAAUUCUCCAUCACACCUACUGGGCUGGUUUGGCUGCUGGCAGUGCAGGAUUCUUGUCCUGAGAUGCAUUCCUUUCAACUGAGUGUGCUAAUCCAGCUUUCCUCAUAAACGAGCUGCUUCAAGGUGUUUUUGGAGCUGUCAGCCAGCUAGUCUGAAAAGACAUCAGUGUGUUGGGAGGUGGUGGCAGAAGAAUAAGAUACUGUCUGCUCCAAGGAGGUUUCACCAGCUUUCACUUAAAAGUAAAUAAAUUCCUUUUAAAAAGUCCAGCUGCUGCCUGUGGAAAUUUGUAUCCCUCCCUCAAUGACUUCGUUGAUACAAAGAAGUCUGUAAUUGGUCAGAAAGUGCUUUUUUCAAUAGGACUAAGUGUAAGUACGUUCAUUUCAAAGGAUAUUGGCUGUGAACUCCAGCUGGCUCUGUGGGGGUGGUAGGGAAAAACCUGAAGAGAAGUGACUAAAUAUUUGUUUUUCUUCAUUCUGGAUAGACUCUUUAAUAGAGACUAUCUGAAGGGGAUUGUUAAUUUGUGCAGCAAAACAACUUUUGAUACAGAACAGACACUGAAUUGUACUUGGGGUUUUUUGUAUAAAUUGCAGCGUGAUGACCGCCAGCACGCAGACAAAAUGCCAUUUGUUCUGCUUGGAGAUGUGCUAACAAACUGCAGAAAGAAAGGCUCUAAUGGCAUCGCUGCUGGUCGUGCUGGUCCCUCUGCACCCUUAAGGAGCUCUCUCCUUUCACUACCUGCGCUGCUCAGAUUUCUGGUACUCUGUUUGCUUACAGCAAUGAUUGACCCGUUUCCAUUAGCCUGGCUAAUCAUUAGUUGGCUUAAAAAUGACGUCUCUUUUUGCUCUAGUGGCUAGAGUUUCUUUUGUUAUGGCUUGGUGAUGUUUCCCUUCGUGUUGCCUUCCCUUGCCAAGAUCACACUUCUGUUCUCCCAUUCUCUCCUAUUUGUAUUUAAGGCACAACCUUUGAUUGGAGGUCCUGUGUAACCGCUGUGCUUUUCCUGCUCUUCAUCCACUUCAGUGCAGCCAUCAUCAGCCUGUUCAAUUGGCCUUGAAGCCUGAUAGCAAUGGUUAAUGGCCUGAGACUGGCAGAUUGUGCAGAGCUUUGGUGGGGAAAUGACUGGUGAGGUGUUUCAGCUGGGAUUUGUUAGUGCUUUGUGUGUCCCAUGUUCUGCAGCCGUCUCAAGCAGAAAAACACUCCGUUAUCAAAUACAGCUUUACAUCUCAGUGGGAAUGCUCCACCUCAAAGCCAGAGCACAGUUCUGAGAAGGAUUUAGGUGGUGCGUGAGUCAAGCUCAGUGUAUUAGAGUAUGAAUUUGUGUUGCCUCAACUUUUUUGACACAGACUUGGAUGAGAUCAAUUAACAACCCCCAGCUGGGUGUGCUUUGGUCAUCUGUAAUGUGCUUUUUCCUGCAGUUAGCACAGCCAGCAUCAUGCCCCUCCAUUGCUCUGCUGCCCCAGCUUUUCUGCGUGUGCUACUUAUGACAAGUGUUAUCACGCUGCUGCAAGCCUCUCCCUGCUUAUUUAUUUAUUUAAGUACUAAUCAGACUGGUUUGUCUUCAUUUAUAGUUCAUCUGAGCGCACGUUCGGUGCUGUGAGCAAUACUGUUGUCAGAAACAUCCUUCUUUUAAAAACAAAAACCUCUGCACAGGAGGCCAGCCUUGCUUUGUGCAGAUGGAGAUUGUUUCUAAGCGUGACCCUGAGUGUUUUGUGGAAUUGAAAUGGUUGGAGGGCCUGAAACCCAAGCCAAGGAGAGCAGGAGUGUAAGGGAAGCCAGGGUCACCUUGUCCUCCACAGACUGUUACAUUGUGCAUGAGAUCUACAAUGGAGAGAAUGCUCAGGACCAGUUUGAAUACGAGCUGGAGCAGGCCCUGGAAGCGCAGUACAAAUACAUAGUGAUAGAGCCCACUCGCAUCGGGGAUGAGACGGCCCGCUGGAUCACCGUUGGGAACUGCCUGCACAAGACGGCCGUGUUAGCGGGCACCACCUGCCUCUUCACCCCUUUGGCACUACCAGUAGAUUAUUCUCACUACAUCUCCCUGCCUGCUGGUGUGCUGAGCAUGGCUUGCUGCACCCUUUAUGGUAUCUCUUGGCAGUUCGAUCCUUGUUGCAAGUACCAAGUAGAGUAUGAUGCCUAUAAACUUUCCCGGCUGCCCUUGCAUACGCUCACCUCCUCCACUCCGGUGGUACUGGUGAGGAAGGACGACCUGCACAGAAAGAGACUGCAUAACACGAUAGCACUCGCUGCCCUGGUGUACUGUGUAAAGAAGAUCUAUGAACUCUACGCUGUAUGACUUCGGCAGGGAAGAGAGAAGCCUACAGAGACAAGCGUAUUAAGACUCCCACAGUAACAUUUUGGUUUUCCUCUUUGAGAAGCAGUGGAGACUGGCAAGGAGUUGGUUUAAUAGAGCUGUUAUUUUUAAAUAACGCAUCACCGGUUGCACCAAGGUUUUUCAGUUCUUUGUUACACUUAAGAUUUGGAUGUGUGGUGACUUGAGAGCUGUAUGUUAGCCAUGGGGAGUCCAGUCCAGCAGCGGAGUGUCAAUGAAAGAAAGAUAGAUAAAGGGGGAGGGUGAGAGCUUUUUUUUUUUUUUUUUGGUCUUUUUUUGGAACAUUUAAGUAUAUUGUUUAAUUGUAUUACACAGAACCAGCCAGACGUUAUCAUUGACCAUUAAAGGAUGAGAAUUUCAAAUGA
Molecule: messenger RNA, 3101 nt
Organism: Coturnix japonica (Japanese quail)
Lineage: Eukaryota; Metazoa; Chordata; Aves; Galliformes; Phasianidae
Source: RefSeq, a predicted model, not a curated record